AACCAGUGCCCGCAUAUAAUAAGUUCAGACACAAUGGCCGUCGUCACACAAACACUCCCUCUUGAAACUAUACUCCCAUGACCUCUGACUUCGCUCUUAAAGCUGGCAGAAAGCUCUUUGAGCGCAAUCUCGAGCAGUAUCAACCCGUAGAUCCGUUGUAUGAGACUUAUACAGACAAGAAGGGAAAAGAAAGAAGGAGAAAGCGAGAAUUACCUCCAGGUCUCUCUGCUCGUGAUGCCAAGAUCUUGAAGUCAGUGAAGCGGCGUGCUCACUACCUUGACAAAGGCUUCCGUAUCUGUGGCCUACGCUUCGGAUGGACGUUCAUCAUUGGAAUGAUACCUGGCGCCGGUGACGCCGCCGAUGCAGCGCUGAACUACUUCCUUGUCGUUCGCAAAGCCCGCAAAGCAGAGCUCCCAUCAUGGCUCGUGCGCAAGAUGCUUUUCAACAACGCCGUCUCACUAGCAGUCGGCUUGGUUCCGCUGGCCGGAGACAUCAUCCUUGCCGUAUUCAAAGCCAACUCUCGUAACGCCGCACUCCUCGAAGAAUUCCUCCGCGUUCGAGGUGAAGAGUUCCUCAAGCAGGAAAGUGAACGCAUGGAGAAUCCUCAGAAUGUCAAGCCUGGAGCUGGGACUGAACCUGGAGAACAUAUUCCGCGCAAGGACGAGAAAGGUGGCUGGUUCAAGUUCAAACGAAGCAAAGGCAAAGGGAAGGAAGUCUCGUCAAAGAAGAUGACACCGUCUCCUACGGGUUCGCCGCCGGAGGAGGGGAGGAGGAGUGAGAGUAGGUUCGUCGAGGACGUUCCUUCUUCAAGGAGUUCUCCGAAGAAAAGAUGAACAAGCAAUGACGUUGGAUCGGGCACGCUUGUCAGCCCGUACACUCUCUUGUAUUAUUCCUUGAUCUGUGAUCUGACUGUGAUACCUUGAUUUUAUCGUACUUUCUCUGCUUCAUGUUACCUCUAUACCCUGCAGUAGUAAUCACUUAGAAUAUACACGGGACACUGUAUCUUUACUCGUAUCUCUUUGGAAUCGGCGUAGCCUUCGAGCUACCUCUUUGCAUUAUAGUGAGUGUCUUGGCUCUUUUGC
This is a messenger RNA of Somion occarium, 1082 nucleotides long. The record is from the annotation of a GenBank genome assembly. Lineage: Eukaryota; Fungi; Basidiomycota; Agaricomycetes; Polyporales; Cerrenaceae.